This is a messenger RNA of Cyprinodon variegatus (sheepshead minnow), 3012 nucleotides long. RefSeq names its product G protein regulated inducer of neurite outgrowth 1 (gene gprin1). The record is from RefSeq and is a predicted model, not a curated record. The transcript is spliced from 2 exons. Gene Ontology annotation, biological process: neuron projection development. Gene Ontology annotation, cellular component: plasma membrane. NCBI's taxonomy places the organism in Eukaryota, Metazoa, Chordata, Actinopteri, Cyprinodontiformes, Cyprinodontidae. The coding region runs from base 204 to 2318 and encodes 704 amino acids.
UUGCCUAAGAUAGAUUCUUCUAGAGACAAACCUGAAGUCGUUGCAAACAGAAUCAAUCAUACCGGGGGGAGAUGCACAGACAGAUGUUGGUCUCUGUCAGGGGGCUGAGAUUUCUGGCAUGUUUGACCCAAUUCUGAAGAAGUCUGACAGAGAGGUCCGACUUUGCUGCUGAGGUUAUUCUACCAUCUUACCUAAGACACAGAAUGGGGAGCCUGAAGGACGAGAAGCGAAGUCUCAGGGACGACCAACUGCCUUGUGAGAAGACAAAUAAUGAGGGACUCUCUGUAGGCUCCAACAGUGGCUCUGAGGUUGACGGUAGUCCCCUACGCACAUGUCAAGAGUCAACAAGUUUAGAGGAUCGUCAGUCUAAACUCCAAACAGAUGCAGGCUCUGAUGUCAACACAGAGAAACACAGAGAAUUCAAAGAUCCAGAGCUUUCAGGAGUUGAUUGUGAAAGCACUGCCCCAGCAGUCUCUGACUCGGUUAAGGACUCUGUAAAGGCUGAGGCAAAGCCUGUGACUCUGCUGCCUGUAGCUACAGAAAGCGAAGCCACAAUCUCUAUAAACAUCCAGGAUAAUGGAGAUGCUGAUAGAAAAAUCAUGGCUCUUGGAAACAGCAAAGGAAGAGAUACUGAGAACAUCUUUGUUUGUAUGCCAUCGACUCCCGGCCCCUCUGACCCACGCUCUCCAGCCCCUUUUGGGCAGCAACACAUGCGUACACAGGUGAGCCUAGAAGUGGUCCAGUGCUGCUCCGCUGCUACCAGCCCCAUGACCCCUCCAGAGGGAGACCAUUCCUUCUUCUUCCCGAGCAGUUUUGGAAAACACCAAGCUGCUGCCACUUCUGGCACUAAGGAUGCAGAACUGCAAGUGGGUCAGCAAGUGGAAUUCUGCUCUGUCGCCACAUCCCCCAUGACCCCAAAGACACCAUCAAGCACAGCUUUUCCAGUGCUAGUUGAAAAAAGGAGUUUUCAAGAAAAGAGUUUGAAAACAACCAAAUGUACCGGAGAAACGUCACCAAAAGAUGGAACUUUGAAAAGCGAUUUGUCAAACGAGAUGACCGAAAGCUUGAGUCCAAAUAAAUCUGUGGGUAGCUCCACCAUAGGUCUGGCUACGACUAAAACAAACACCAAGGUAACCUUUGAGGACAAUGCUCAGCAAUGCAAACAACAGAGGAUGGGGAGCAUGGAUCAAGAUAUCACGAUCUUAGUGACUCACUAUGGCAACAACCAGGAGGAAGGGGAAGAGAAAGCAGAGUCACAUUUUCAGACCCUGGAACCUGAAAUGGUGAAAAUAGAAGAAACUGAUGGAGGCGGACAAGACAUCAGCAAUAUAAAGAGUGUGAACAGAAAAGAACCAGCCUCCACAGUAGCUCCUGAUCAUGCUCAGGAAAAAUCAAGCCCAAAGCAGAACCACAAACUACCAGAGGGGGCGAAGAUUUGUACCAAAGCUGAAGAUUCAAAGGCCAUGGCACACAAAGCUGCACGAGACGAGCUGAAAGAUGUUUCUAUACCAAAAUCUCCUGUCCCUGAAUCCCCAGCUCCUUUUGGCUGCCACAACAUCCGCACACAGGUGAGCCUGGAGGUGGUGCACUGUCAGUCCGUGGCCACAAGCCCGAUGACCCCUCCAGAAGGGGACCAAGCCUUCUACUUUCCUAGCUCUCUUGGGAAAUGUAGAGAAGCGGGCACCGAAACAAAAGAUGCUGAGCUGCAGGUGGGUCAGCAGGUAGAAUUUCGCUCCAUUGCUACAGCACCCAUGACUCCAAGAACUCCAGUAGCUACGAUUUUUCCUGACAUAAAGAAGGAGGAGAGCAUUGAGGAGGAAAUAUUGGAGGAGAAAGAGGAGGAACAGAGAGAACAGGUAACAGAGCACAAGAAGGAAGCACUCAAAGAGGAGGAAAAAUUAACCCAGAAAGAGAGUGUGGAAGGGGACACAAAGGAAGCAAUUAACUGUACGGAAACAGAUGAGGAGAAGUCCGAGGAGCCGGUGCAGGAGGUAAACUGGGAUGAGAAAGGGAUGACCUGGGAUGUGUACGGUGCAGUGGUAGAAGUAGCGGUACUGGGCACUGCCAUCCAGAAACACCUUGAGAAACAGGUGCAGAAACAGAAGCAGCUGUCCUCCAUGCCUCCCCCACCUCCACUCAACCCAUCAGCAACACCCCUCCCUUCAGAUGCAGGGUGUGGGGGUUCUGGUAAACGCCGGGGGCGGAAGAAAGGGGAGCAUGACGGAAAAGCAAGCCGGCGCAGGAGAAACCCGUUCAGGCUGUUGAUGGAGAACGUACAGCAGCCACACUGCUGCUCCAAGGCUCACACUAACGAAUGAAGAACAGCUGGCCGAGGAGGAGAGCCGUGUUAAAAUAUUCCAUCUGAUCUGCGUGGCUUUGAUACUCUGAUUUACAACAGCUUGAGUUUUGUGUUGGACAGGGGGAGAGACAAAUCACACGAGAGACAAACAAGCUCAGAAAGCAAUUACACACCAAGCAAUGAAGCAUAAAGAAGCUCUUUUACCUUUUACUUUGACAUUGUUCUUUUACUAAAAGUUUUUGUAACGUCAUUUUAAACAGAUUGUCAGGUUUAAUGGAGUUACUAUGAGUGUGAUGCAUCAGUGUCAUUGUUACGUUUGCUCUUUCUCCUUUAUUUUCUACCGCUCAGCUCAUUCAGUUAUCCAGUGAGUCAUUUCAGCUACUGAUACUUUUUAAUGUACCUCAGGCAAGUGACGCCAUGGCAACAAGCUUUCAGUUCCUCCGGCUCAUAGAACUGAAGCUGAGAGGAACAAGGCAAGUUUUAAAAUGUAUUUUCUGUGUUUUUCUUUUAUAUAUAAGAAUUUAUCCUGAUAUAAGUAAUCUUGAUUUUUGUGAAUUAAAUUUGCCAUGCUUUUGUGCAGCUCAUAUUUAAGUUUCAGCUACCUGGUAGUUUCCAACAGCUUAGUCAUGACUCAUUACUGUAUCCAAAUGCAAUGAAAAGUGUUUCAGCUGUAGACAUUUGUAAUGAAAAUAGAUUCUUUUUAGUGUGUUUUA